Molecule: messenger RNA, 1965 nt
Organism: Phytomonas sp. EM1
Lineage: Eukaryota; Euglenozoa; Kinetoplastea; Trypanosomatida; Trypanosomatidae
Source: the annotation of a GenBank genome assembly
AUGUUAUCAGGUUGUUGGCUGCUUUCGGACUUAGACGGAACCCUUAUCAGUACACCCCACAAGGCUCAAGGGAAAUAUCCGUCAAUCACGCAAAGCCCUUGCUUUGAUCCCAUUCGACGCUGGCUUAUGAAUGGCGGCAGUGUUUGCAUCAUUACCACUGCAGAUCUACGCACAUUGAGCCAGGUAUAUUUUCCUUUACAGCCAUACCUUGCGCAGGGAAGGGUUGGUAGUCCUCAACAAGAUCCUCAAAAAAGUGGCAACAGUAAUCGGAACAUACCCAAGACUAAUAAUUCUCAUGCUUUAGGCACAACAUUGUCUAGCACUGAGGCUUACCAGCCCGGCAAGAACGUGUCGUCUCUCUCAAACGAGAAUACAGAGGCGUCUGAACCUUUUGGUAAGGGGUCGCUAUUAUUGAGUCUCUAUUCCGGUGCAGCGUUGUACCGGUGUACCUCUAACUCAGUAGAGCUUCUGACGGAUUACGUCAAUUCCAUUCAUUUCGCUACACCUGAAUCUACUGAUAUGCUUAAGUCUUGCAAAACACUACCGGUGCAGGUGCAGAUUGAGAACAAGUCCAGUAGUGACAACAAAAAUGUGGGAUUCGGCACCGCAAAUUGUGUACAGGGGACGUGCAUUAAUCGAGGUGUGAGCAAAAAGCUUUUGAGUUAUCUAACCAACCUAUAUGAACGCUUCAUUUUUGAUCUUCUUAGCGGAGAACCGGUCGUCGUCUCGGCCUCAUUACGGCUAUCUCGUCGUUACCAGAUGAUGUGGAUCAUGAUACUACGUUAUUUGGAUGAUAUUUACCAAAGCGUGCAUCCAGAGCGACUCGCUGAGAAGCCGAUAUUGGAGAGCAGCAAAGAUUUCGCAGCGUAUCUAUCUACUAUGCGGUGUGACGCUGAGGCGGUUUUAUGGAAAAUGAGGUAUCUCCGGUCUCGCCCGGAUCUCCUCAUUUGUCUGGGGGUGUUACGCGUCGAAUAUAUUGUGGACACGGCCUUUUCCAGCGUUGCUCCUGCGUCCUUGGGCCAGUGUAAGCUCCAGGAAAGCAAGGACCAGGCGUUGCUGAUAGAAAGCGUCAAGUCUUUACUUCUCAAGGAUCUUCCCCAGGACAUGAACUCAAGGGCAGAGGCCUUUGCUUCUCAUAUGAUUCAUGCGCUCGGCGUCGAUCCGGGGUGUUUGAGGAAACGGCACCAAGAAACGGACUCUACGCUUGUGGACGUUGCUCAGGUCAUCGUCCUUGGCAUUCCUCUAGGACUAUUUUCCCGUUAUUUUGUGAAGUCCAUACCCGAGUUUGCUCGCAUCGGGGUCAAUAUCAUGCCGCAGCCAAACAGCGUGGUGUUUUCAAAGCUCGGGAUCAACAAAUCCACCACGGUGCAGUACCUGCUCGGGGAAAACGUGGACCGUAAUCGAUCGUUUCCGAAGGUGGUGGGGGUGGGGAGCUCGCCCUCACACCGCGGUCCUUGUGGGCCGACGCCUGUUUGUAGUGCGAAGAUCCUCGCCCUCGGGGAUAAUCCUCACACGACAGAUCACGGGCUCACUGUCUUCCGCAAGGUGAGGUUCAUCUCAGUUGAGAAGAUGUCGCAGCGCGAGGAGCGGCAUCAGCGAAUCGAACGCCGCCUGAAUCGAACACGGAUGUUAGAGCGGCUCGGGGAGAAACCACGCAUGCCGGAUGGCUCUACGGCGCCGUCUUUCAAGGAGCUCGUGGCCUCUCUGACCAAAUGUGGGCCUUUGAUGGACGAUCGCUUGUUCCCAAACAUCGCCUACGUUGGCAACGAGGAAGAUGGUACUGCCAUUUUCCUGACUACUCUUAUGGAUGAACUGAAUGUGCCGCCCUUUAAUAUCUCCACUAAAUUGGCUUGUAAAGCAGGCGCAACUCCAGUAGAUCCGGAAACAUUUACUGAGGCGCUAUCUAAAGCGGUGGAAUUGGCAAGUUGUGAAGCUCAAGCAGGGAAAACAAAAUCGAAUCUUUGA